AUGAAGAUCUUAAUUUUGCUGUUGGCGGCGCACAUGUUCUCCAUGUUGCCGUAUUUCCACUGCGGGGACGACGAGAAGCUCAGGGCAACGACUGGCGGUUUGUCUACCGGCGGCUUGAAAAGUGCAGACGAGAGGAAUCCAUUUGCAAUGGCAGACUACAGCGGAGACCCGUUUGAAGAUACUGAAGAAACAGAGGCAACAGCUUCGACUCCACUGAUUUCUCCAGACAUGACAAACGUGAUGGACCUGACCGUGGAGGACGACGUCAAGAUCCAAGUGAAGUUGGAAGAGGCUCGUGGAGUAACCUGCAGGACUUACACCCCGAGGGACGGCGUUUACAUUGCCAAGAUUGUCCACGGCAGAGCGACAGUUUGGGAGUCGACCAAGUGGAAGUGCAAGGAGGCGGAACUCUUUACAGUCGAGGGAGUAUCGCUCGUGACUAGCGUAUGGAGCAGAGGCCGCAAGCUCGAGUACAAGUACUUUGAGGAACAGGACGGAGAAUGGAAGAGCAUCGAACCGCUCUACUUUGAUCGGAUGCUCCAGGAUAUGAUGUAUCACAAGAGGCAAUGUAAUUGCGUCGUCAUUUAA
Molecule: messenger RNA, 588 nt
Organism: Theileria equi strain WA
Lineage: Eukaryota; Apicomplexa; Aconoidasida; Piroplasmida; Theileriidae
Product: signal peptide containing protein
Exons: 1
Coding region: 1-588 (195 amino acids)
Source: RefSeq, a predicted model, not a curated record